Molecule: messenger RNA, 1668 nt
Organism: Rana temporaria (common frog)
Lineage: Eukaryota; Metazoa; Chordata; Amphibia; Anura; Ranidae
Product: hyaluronidase-2-like
Exons: 4
Coding region: 214-1659 (481 amino acids)
Biological process (GO): carbohydrate metabolic process; hyaluronan catabolic process
Molecular function (GO): hyaluronoglucuronidase activity; hyalurononglucosaminidase activity
Source: RefSeq, a predicted model, not a curated record
GUAAGAAUAGCUCCGGAACCGCCCGGGGUGGGACGCCUCCCGAUACGCCAUAGAAUCAUUCCUGGGAUUCAUUGAGUCUGCUCUGUACGAGGAACGACUCAGAACUCGGCUCACCACCAGGACUCAGCACCCCGAUGGGGAUCAGUCUACGAGCAACUUCUACAAGAGCGGAGGGGUUAGCACCUCUGUCAGGUCCUUCCAAGCUCAGUCUCCAUGAUGCUCUCAAUGACAACCCUCGUCGUCCUCUCCUGGGUCCUGUGGGGUCUCCUUACCAUGGCUGUUGAUGUGCAGCCAUCUAACAAAGACACGCAGAAGCCCACCGUCCGUCCCGUGUUCAGCGCUCGCCCUUUCACGGUGGCGUGGAAUGCGCCCACUCAGAACUGCCAGCUCCGUUACAAUGCGUCUCUUGACCUUCGACUUUUUGACAUAAUCUCAACACCCACUGAGGGAAUUGUGGGCCAGAAUCUCACCCUCUUCUACAAGGAGCGCCUGGGGCUCUACCCUUACUACAACCAGUACAAUGUUUCCGUCAACGGAGGCGUGCCCCAGAAUGCCAGUCUGCAGGCUCACCUGGACCAGAUGUUGUUCGGGAUUAACAAAUACAUGACGUCAGAUAAUAAAACCGCAUUGGGGGUCAUUGACUGGGAGGAAUGGCGACCCAUUUGGGUUCGGAACUGGAAUAUGAUGGACAUAUACAGGCAAGCUUCCAGGCAGCUGGUGGCUUCUCGAUAUGCCAACUGGACGGCCGAAAAGGUGAACAGGGAAGCUCAGAAUCAAUUUGAAAAAUCCGCCCGUGAGUUCAUGGUAGAAACGCUGCUUUACGCCAAAAAGCUCCGACCCAACCAACUCUGGGGGUACUACCUGUACCCGGACUGCCACAACUAUGACUACUCAACCAACUGGGAUAAUUAUACUGGCCAGUGCCCCGAUGUGGAGAUGGCACGCAAUGACCAAUUAUGGUGGAUUUGGAAGGAGAGUACCGCCCUUUAUCCCUCCAUCUACCUAGACUUCGCUCUUAGGUCUUCCGUGAAUGGUCGCAACUUUGCCCGCUACCGGGUAAAAGAGGCCAUGAGGAUGGCACCACAACACAGAAGUCACUCUCUGCCUGUUUUUGUGUACGCAAGACCCACCUACAAAGAAAAGAACGACCUUCUUUCCCAGAUGGAUCUCAUCUCCACCGUCGGAGAGAGUGCGGCACAGGGGGCAGCGGGGGUGAUAUUUUGGGGUGAUGCAGAAUACGCCAAGAACAAGCAAACCUGCCAGAACAUGACGUCGUACCUGGACGGAGAUUUGGGUCAAUACAUCGUGAACGUCACCACCGCGGCCUCCCUCUGCAGCCAGACGCUCUGCGGCGGACACGGGCGCUGCCUGCGCAAAGAAAACGCUACCAAUGCCUACCUACACCUCAACUCCGCCAACUUCUGCAUCGUCCGGGCGCCCCCAGGGUCCAACGCGUCCCUUCCAAUGUGGGCGGAGGGCCAGCUGUCGUCAGAGGACAUCACAUUUCUACGCGCGCAUUUUCAAUGUCAGUGUUACCUGGACUCUCCCUGCGGCUUUAAGGAUCGCAUGUUCAACGGUACAAAAUCCUCGGGGUCCACCGGGGGCCCCGUACCGUCCUGGAUAGUAAUGGUUCUCUUGUUGGUGCUUCUGGACUGGUGAAAAUCCUCG